Molecule: messenger RNA, 1398 nt
Organism: Penicillium macrosclerotiorum
Lineage: Eukaryota; Fungi; Ascomycota; Eurotiomycetes; Eurotiales; Aspergillaceae
Exons: 5
Coding region: 1-1398 (465 amino acids)
Source: RefSeq, a predicted model, not a curated record
AUGAGUACCACCGGACCCAGCGCCGCCAACAAAGCAAGCAAGAGAGGGACUUUUCAUUUUUCGGUCGGCUAUAAUCAUGAUGCGCCAAACCCUGGGGCUAAUGAGAAAGAAAUUUCGACAGAUACUCCUGAAGGAACAGCUCUUAAGGCACUCAGGAAGCUGGCAAUAAAGCUGUUUUCCGAGGGUCUAGCCAAGCAGGUAUAUGGGGAUUUGGCUUUUGCACACGUCAAGCUUCAUGGCUAUCAAAUGAGUGAAACCCAUGCUAGAGAGUCUACAAAGAUUUUCUUUGCUCGUUUAGGGCGGCAAAAUGGGAAUUACUUCCCAAAAUUGGCCAUGGAUAGUAGUAUAAGGCCCGGCGAUGAGUUCGCCUAUGUCCCGAGAACAGAUGCGGACUGGGAGGCCACAUUGCAGACCGUCGAUGAUGGAGACAUGUCAAGGUUGACUAUUUAUCUCAAUCCAAGUGUCUAUAAAUCAAUGGCCAAUGCAUAUAAUAAGUCGCUUAAAGCCGAGGCGGAGGCAAAAAAUAUCCAAAAUCAGCUGGAUAUUAUCAAUAAAAGGAUUGAAACUAGUACUUCCGACAAAACUAUACAAGAGCUUAAAAAAGAGAAAGAAGGCUUGGAAAAAAAGCGCGAUAAGUAUCUUGAAAAAGAGGAAGAAUAUGCACAGGUCUAUAGGAAUUUUAAGUACGCUAUGCUGGUCACCAUGACCCAUGAGGUCGCGCACUUAUUGAUCAUGUACAUCCAAAUGGUCGUCACUGGGGACCAUCAGAAAGGGCGAGCUGUCACUCCAGAGGAAAUAGACCACAUGGAUUACGGACCUGCCGGUAAAGGUGAGUCCGGGGCAUGGAUUGAAUUGAAGCUCUUUGGCGGUGAUCUUCAAUUCUCAUCAGAUCCAGUGGAGAAAAAGGAAGGAAAAACAGUAAUGUUACAGGAUCGAGGCAAGGGCAAACGGAGAGGUGAAUUUAUUGUUCCCCAAGAAAGGGUCAAUAAGUUUUGUGAAGGGAUCUUUGAAUUUACCGGCACUGGGCGUUUGAGACGGUCGAAUGCUGGUAGAGCAGGAAAGCAAGCUUACCACGAUGACACCAAAGUUCAUGAUAUUCUAAUUCUCUGGGGCGAUGUGGAAGGCACAAAAGCUGGCCUAAGUAAAUUGGCUAAAGAGACACAGGAGGCCGCCGCGACAAAGGCCGCAGCGCUAAUGGCCAGAGCGGAAGCGAGCGAGGCUGCAACGAAAGCGGACUCGCUAGGUAAAAAGCCAGAGGCUGCUGCCGCAAGGAAAAAGGCAGCAGCAGCAGAGAGAACUGCCAAAGAGAAAGAGGCCUUAGCGAAGAAGGCCGCAGACAAAGUAGCAGCCAGUAUGGGUUAUCAUAAGCCGACGAAAACAACUCAACAGGCUUGGUAA